AACGGCGUUUGCGGGGGCUUUUGACGGCGCUAGUUAAAACUUCACACCCAAUUGCAAGCAAUAGGUGGGCGAGCUCCCGGCUUGGCGAUGGACUCCUUUUCGUCGCUCAGCGCCUCCCUCUAAGCGCCUUGGGCUAGGGUUUCGCGGCGAGGAGGGGUUGCGCUCCACGGCUGGGCGCUAGGGACGGGCAGGGGCUCGGAAUAUCGUGUUCUUGGAGGGGAUUAGGCGGGGUUGUGCGUUCUUGUUGGAUUUCUCGGGCAAAGGGGCUUGGAUUUGGGACAAGGAUGUGUUACGAGCGGCUUGGCUCGUAGAAGGCGAUGUUGUCCUCUUCGCAAACGUAUGGGCAGCUAGGGACGAUGAUGCACCGCCCUACUCCUCAGCGUCCACAGCCCAAUCAUGGAAACACUAAUGCACUAGACUCGGAGGUAUGGCAUGCAUGCGCAGGGCCACUUGUGUGCCUCCCCCGUGUAGGAGAUCGGGUGGUUUAUUUCCCUCAGGGUCACAUAGAACAGGUAGCGGCAUCCACAAAUCAGAGCGCGGAUAUGCAAAUGCCGCAUUACAAUCUCCCCUCCCAGAUUUACUGCCGACUUCUAAACUUAACGCUGGGAGCGGACCGUGAGACUGACGAGGUUUUUGCUCAGAUGACACUAGUUCCCGAGAACGAGCAAGGAGAUCAGUCGAUUGAUACCGAAGAUGAGCUAUCACCGUGUCCAAAGAGGAAGCUGUCCAUGUUCUGCAAGAACUUGACGUCCUCGGACACAAGCACGCACGGAGGGUUUUCGGUGCCACGGAGGGCAGCGGAGGAGUGCCUACCUCCUCUAGAUUAUCAGCAGUCGCCUCCAGCUCAGGAGCUGGUGGCCAAGGACUUGCACGGUGUGGAAUGGAAAUUCAGGCACAUCUACCGAGGACAGCCAAGGAGGCAUUUGCUUACCACCGGCUGGAGCGUGUUCGUCAGCCAGAAGAAACUUGUAGCUGGCGACGCAGUGCUCUUCCUGAGGGGAGACAAUGGAGAGCUACGGAUUGGAGUUCGGCGUGCCGUAAGGCAGCAAAACAGCGUUACAUCGUCAUCCUUGUUAUCCAGCCAUAGCAUGCACUUGGGUGUUCUUGCUGCAGCCGCCCAUGCAGUUUCAACAAAGACUAUGUUCACGAUCUUCUACAACCCACGAGCAAGUCCUGCGGAGUUCGUUGUCCCUUACCACAAGUAUGUCAAGGCUUUUACUCACAACUUGUCUGUCGGGAUGCGAUUUAAGAUGAGGUUCGAAACGGAGGAGUCAUCCGAGCGACGAUAUAUGGGAACUAUAACUGGGGUGGGAGAUAUCGACUCGGAUAGAUGGAUCAACUCCAAGUGGCGCUGUUUGCAGGUUGGCUGGGAUGAGCAGACCGCAAAUGAAAGACAGGAGAGAGUAUCGCCAUGGGAAAUCGAGCCGUUUAUAGCACCCAACGUUGCCAACCCUCCUACCACGCAAAGGGUGAAAAAGUUCCGGCCGAACACUCCAGCCAACGAAUUUCCGACAGGCAAGAACAACUCAGAUUCUGCCCAAGCGAUGCAUAUGAGGGCCUUGCAAGGAAGUCAUGCGCUGGGUAUGCCCUCCAAAGAGGAGGAAGGACUCCGAGGAUCGUCCCCGUUUGCUGUUUGGCCAUACAACCGAGACGAUCUUAAAGGUGAAAGCUGGAUACAGUUGCGGACGGCAGAUGCACCAGUGAUGGAUAUGUUCGGAAAUAUUAUUGCCCCCGCUGGACGGCAUAUGGAUUCCAGCAACGUUGAGAUGCACCAGCAGCUGAGGCAUUGUCUGCAGCAGCUAAGGGACCAGAAGAGCUGCCACUUCGACGCAAGCAAUUCUCAGGUCCAACUGAGCCCGAGGCUAUCAUCUUUCUCACCGUAUCAGCAAGGUGACGCUGCAGACCUGCACCUUUCUACACCGAGGCCGACAAACCACGGCGUGGUGCGGGAUAGUUCUUGGCUCUCACCUCUGGGGCCAACACAAACAGAUGCACAGGCCUACGUUGCAGCCGACACGACGCUAUCUAUGCAGUUUUCAAAGUCGGAAAUGACGACCGAGCGCAUGCAUAUAGAUUCCAACCCAGAUCACGAACCCCGCGAGCACAGCUGCAAGAUAUUCGGCUUCUCUCUGAUCGAAAAGUCGCCGCCAGCGGCCAGCAGGAACCCCGAGGAGGCGAGGUUGAAUCCUUCGAGGGGCGGAGAACAGAUGACGAGGUGUUCGGGCAGAGCCGGGCCGUCGGCUGGAAAUGGGAGCCUCGAGCACGAGCGGUGUGCCUCGAGGCCAGCCUCAGCUUGGUCGCUGAGAACUUGCACGAAGGUGCACUUACAAGGCGCUGCUGUUGGCCGUGCCGUCGACUUGUCCAAGUUCAGUUGCUACUCGGAGCUGCUUCUAGAGCUACAACAGUUGUUUGGACUGGACAAUGCACUGGAUGACCCCGACAGCGGUUGGCAAGUUGUUUACACCGAUAACGAAGGCGACAUGCUGCUUGUGGGUGACGACCCUUGGCAGGAGUUUUGUAACAUGGUUCGCAACAUUCGCAUCCUGUCGCCGGCGGAGGUGGAGAAGCUGACGCAGGGCGCCCUCGGCAAGAGCGCUGUUGUGGAGGAGGAGCCGUCGACGAGGGAUGCGUCCAAGCUCUCGGACCACCAGGAUUCGUCGUCGCCGCCCGCGAUCUCCACCAAGGGGGCCGCCUCGGAUCUCUAACCCCGUGUCCUCCUUACGAGCACUGUAUGAUUUUUGCGUGGUAAGUUUCACAAGGGACAACUUUCCAGGUUUAAUCGAUGGCAACAUCUCGAGAGACACAAGCCCAAGAAGAAGAUGAUUCUUAGGUGGUGUAGAACGAACGAAGAACGAGCGAGACGAAAACAAAAAAAGAGAGAGAGAGAAAGAGAGUCUGCUGCUACUGCCAACUUUUAGAUGUAUGUGCCUUCUACUCUUGUUUGAGUGCUCCAUGUACAAAAACUGGUGCUUAAGUUCUUUUGUGUAAAUGGGAUAUUUGGGUUUUAAGAA
This is a messenger RNA of Selaginella moellendorffii, 3011 nucleotides long. Its product is annotated as auxin response factor 25. Gene Ontology annotation, molecular function: protein binding; DNA binding. Gene Ontology annotation, cellular component: nucleus. Lineage: Eukaryota; Viridiplantae; Streptophyta; Lycopodiopsida; Selaginellales; Selaginellaceae. Bases 318 to 2705 code for a protein of 795 amino acids. Gene Ontology annotation, biological process: regulation of DNA-templated transcription; response to hormone. The transcript has 13 exons. The record is from RefSeq and is a predicted model, not a curated record.